This is a messenger RNA of Zootermopsis nevadensis, 1243 nucleotides long. RefSeq names its product MICOS complex subunit 26/27 (gene Mic26-27). The record is from RefSeq and is a predicted model, not a curated record. Gene Ontology annotation, biological process: cristae formation. Lineage: Eukaryota; Metazoa; Arthropoda; Insecta; Blattodea; Termopsidae. Gene Ontology annotation, cellular component: MICOS complex.
UCGUUCCAGCAAAAAUGGCGGACGAUAUUUCUAUAAAAUAAUACAUUAUUAAAAUUUUGCUUAAUUGACGGUAUUAUACUGUUAAAUAAUAUACAGUGCAAUCGUCAUUCAGCUGUUAAUUUAAUUUUUCCCAUAAAAAUGUUUCACUUCAAGAUAGUCAGAAAAUUUCUUGUGCCUGGAGCAUCAUGUGCAGGAGCAGUAUUUUCUGCAGUUACACUUACUGCAGCAGAAGAGAAGGCUUCUUGUGGUAUUAGCAAGACACUUGAAGAUGUCUCAAAGACAGAAUCAUGCAAACAUUGCCAUGCAUCUCAUAAGCUGCGCCCUAGCGAGCUGCCUUUUUAUGGAGGUGAACAAGGCAGGGCAGGAAGGGUGAAGAAAACAGUGGAGGAGCCUUCAGGGCUUGAGCAUAUGAUUGGUGCUGUCCGUAAGGAGCUGUGGGUCUUUUAUGAUCAAUACAAAGGCUAUCAGCAGAAGGUCCUUGAAGUUGUGGAGACUGGAAAGGCUCAUUCACAGUCUACUCUGAGCUUCCUACAAGAAGAAGCCACUACUGUCCAUCGAGCAGGUGCCAUUGGAUUAGGUGGCUUAGGAGGUUUAGUAUUGGGUUUACGCAGUGGUUGGUUCAAACGUCUAAUUUAUGGAACAGCUGGUGCAGCAGCAAUGGCAGCACUGUGCUACCCUCGAGAAUCAGCAGAAAUUGCUGAUCAGUCCGUACAAAUAACCAAAUAUUAUUUCACCAUUGCAUACAACUUCAUCUAUGGAGUGAAGCCUGAUGGCUUCAAGUUUCUUACAUCACCAUCUGUACAUAGUGAUAAACCUUCAACCAAGGGUUCUACUACACCUGUUCCAGAUAAGACUUCCUUGCCAGUACAUAAACAAGAAACAUCAUCUACUCCACAGGUAGGAAGGGAUCAGUCCAAUCCAGCUGACAAAAACCUCUACAGCAAUCAAAGAUAAAAUUAUAAUUUUCAGAAAUCACUAGUAAUAAGUAGUACAAAUUAUAAAAUAUUCAUUUUCCUAUCACCAUUAUCUAACCUGGAAAAUGUUAAUAUUAACGGCAUUGCAUUAUGAUGAUCUCUCCAUCUUAACAUCCCAUCUGUAACCUGUGCAUGCAUUCUGCACAUGAAUUAAAAUACAUUUUAAAAAGUUAUACAAUUUAAAUGAUAAUCAACAUGUUAUGAGCUAAUUUAUUGUGUAUUGUAGGAAAUGAACAUAAAUAAAACUUCAUAAUAAUUUUGUUUGAAAA